AUGGUCUUUUCACUGUUGUAUCGCCGGCCAGGCCGUGCCAGUGUUGCCGACAAUGCAUCUACCAUCUCCAAUGACACCAAGCGCGAGACAAUUCGCGGAUCCAUCAAGUCUGGCUCGAGCGGCAUGUCCAAUGGCAUUCCCGAAGCCCUGUCGUUUGAUAACAUUGUCGCUGGUGGCACUUGCCCGCCUUGCACCGUUCGUGAUUUCAUGAACUUCCUCAAAUACAUUGAGCUGUCUGCCGAGAAUCUACAAUUCUUCCUCUGGUACCGCGAUUACGUCAAGCGCUUCAAUGCCCUGCCAGAAAGCGAGAGGGUCUUGUCGCCUGAAUGGACCGGUGAGACUAACAAUGCCAAUGACCCAAAGCCCAGCCCGCGACUCUAUAGUAAUGAGGCGGCCAACAUGCUCAAAGGCACCGAUUUCGCCACCGAAGGCCGCCGUGCUGAAUCUGACAAGGCUGCUAGUGAUCCUUUCAACACGCCGCCUCGCACCCCUAACAGCUUCGACCAAGCGGCUGCCGGCUCUCUCAACUUCGACAGUGAGAGCAGCCCUGGCUUCAAGAUUAAUCAUGCCCAGCGUGCUGCUGGUGCGUUUGAUAAUGCCGGCCUCAAAUGGAAACCACGAUCCACUCGCUCAUCCCCCGCAGUCUCCAUUCAGCCCUACCGCGAAGAGAUCAAUCGCAUCAUCUCCAUCUACAUUGCCGACAAUGGUCCGCGCCAGCUAAACCUCUCGUCCAAGGAGCACACUUCUCUGCUGCAUGCUCUCCAAAACACGACACAUCCAUCGGCCUUUCACGAGGUCAUCACAUCUGUCGAAUGGUCGCUUCGUUGCCAGGCACAUCCCAGCUUUAUUCGCUGGACCAUCUGCAACGGCAACCGUCCCCGUGUCAUCUUCGCACGUGGUCUCGGUAUCGGUGGCAUUGUCGCCGGUCUCGUUACUGCCAUCGUUCUCACUCUCAGUGGCGCUGGUCGUGCAUGGCGUGUCAUGGCGUUGAUUGGUUUCCUCAUCGGCAUCUCUACCCUGAUUGCAGCCUGGAAAGGCAUGUGUGUGGUCCUUCACGGCAUGCAUCACCGACAUCUCCGACCGUGGGAGCUUUUUGCGUCCGACGAUGAACUGCAGGCCGAAGAGAUCAAAUCUGAGUCUUCGCAGAGCGUAGAAUCUCACGCAUCCAGCAAUUCUUACGAAGAUGAGCCAUGGGUUGCACGCUACGAAAAGCGCAACCUUGUUCGCAAGGUCUUUGACCGUGAGGUCUGGAUCCAGGAGCCUGCUCUUCGCCAGAUUCAGGAUACCAUCUUCAUCCAAGCCAUUCUCGGUGCCCUCCUCAUUUCUGGCGUGGCUGUCGGUAUCUUUUGUGCUAUUCCCGAGGGCAACUUCUUCUGA
Bipolaris oryzae ATCC 44560 is the source of this 1377-nucleotide messenger RNA. RefSeq lists its product as uncharacterized. The transcript has 3 exons. The coding region runs from base 1 to 1377 and encodes 458 amino acids. NCBI's taxonomy places the organism in Eukaryota, Fungi, Ascomycota, Dothideomycetes, Pleosporales, Pleosporaceae. The record is from RefSeq and is a predicted model, not a curated record.